Molecule: messenger RNA, 4134 nt
Organism: Lasiodiplodia theobromae
Lineage: Eukaryota; Fungi; Ascomycota; Dothideomycetes; Botryosphaeriales; Botryosphaeriaceae
Product: Ankyrin repeat protein
Exons: 5
Coding region: 1-4134 (1377 amino acids)
Molecular function (GO): protein binding
Source: RefSeq, a predicted model, not a curated record
AUGCCACCCGUUCAUUUCAGCAACAGGGACAACCAUGGCCAGCAAAUCGGAUUUUACUUGGAGCAAAAAAUCAACACGGUUUCGAAGACGAAGUCCUUCAAGAGCAUUGCUUUGUCGAGUUAUACCAAAUACAAGAACUCCAGGACAGACACGACUUGCCAAUGGCUGCUUAACAGUGAACAGUACAAGCAAUGGGCCGAUAAACGUAACAGCUCCGCUCUGUGGAUUCAUGGGCAAGUGGGGUGUGGUAAAUCUACAUUGGUCGCACGAGCAAUUGAAGACGUCGUCGCGAAGGAGAAGGAGUACGACGAGCAGCUCCUCUACUUCUUCGCCGACAAAGAAACGGCCACACUGAAGCACGUCCUCCUGACUUUCUGGGACCAGGUUCAGGGCGACAACGACGGCAGCGACGGCAUCACCACCGGUGAUAGCAGAGAUGAUCUGAUCAACAACAGGAGCGACGAGCAGCUCGCCGAGAUGAUUAUCACGGAACUCCGUAAGAAAGACACCCUCCGCGUCCGCAUAGUUAUCGACGCAGUGGAUGAACUGCCCAAGGUGGAUCAGACGGCGCUGGGCCGCGGAUUCAUCGAGAAGUGCUACGCAUGCAAACACUUUAGCCGGGUAUCGCUACUCGCCAGCUACCGCACGACAAAUGACGCACCUACGGCAACGGAACGAAAGGUCGACCGCGACAUACAUGUCAGCGAGAUACAUGUCACAGAAACAGAGACGAAGACAGACAUGGAAACAUACCUGGUCAGGAGCCUGGGGGACAAACUCCACGUGGAAAGUAAUAAAGGCGACUGGAAAGAAGCCGAUAUAAAGGAAGUCGCAGGGAAGGUUUCAACGCAGGCAAAGGGGAUGUUUCUAUGGGCCAAGGCGGUAGUGGACAUUGUCUGUAGCAUGCAUGACAAGCAAGAGGUGAAUCGGGCGAUCGAACGGCUGUCCCUGCCCAAAGAUAUCCAAGAAGCGUACGAGAGGGUUGUGACACAGUGGGAAAGCAAGAAAGCGCGCCGACAGUUGCAGAACUGGGAGUGUACACUCGCACUGCAUGCAACAGCGCUGCUGGCGCACGAGGGGUUGCUCUCGGUGGAGGCGCUGGCCGAGGCGGCACCGCUAAAUACCGGAACCAAGAAGAUCAACAGAAAGGUACAAGAGGAUGUGCUCAAGGACCCAGGCAUGGUGGUGCGGCUCUGCAGCCCAUUCGUCGAGCACGAUGGGGAUCUGGGAGUGUUCCGUUUCGCCCACACCUCAAUGCACGACUACUUCUUCAGCCGAGUCGCCAGCCGCGCCACCAUUGCAGACCUCACAAUCGCCUACCUCUGCCGCGAAGAGUUUCGCCGCGGGCCUUUCCGCAACGCCGCCUGGUACGACCCGGGCAACGAAUUCCUGCAGUGGAUCACCACGCACCCCUUCCUCGAGUUCGCCGCACUGCACUGGGUCGACGCCGUACGAGCCAGCAAAACCGACAACGGCCAGAACCGCAAAUCAACCCGCAACCUCCUCUCUGCGCUCUACCGCGCCGACGAGAAUCUCCUCCUCGCCUUCCAGAUCUACCGCUUCACUAUUAGCGCAUCGCUCCCCGCCAAACUCCGCCCCGCGCACGUCUUCAGCUACUUUGGUCUGUUCGACCAUCUCUUCAGCAGCAGCAGCCGCUUCGCUUCCGUUCCCGACGCCUCCACCGCCGACGCCGACGGCUGCACCACCCUCCACUGGGCCAUCCUCGGCUCCAACCCCUAUACUCGCCUCACCACCGUCCGCUGCCUCAUGCCAUCCGACGCCACUGCCGCCGCCGCCGCCGUCGCCGCGGUAGACAACCAGGGCCAGACGCCGCUGCACUACGCCGCGCGCGAGGGCGACCUGCCCCUGGUCCGCGUGCUGCUGGACAACGACGCCGGCAAGCGUGCUCUCGACGCGCGCAGCCCCAGCCACGGCACGGCACUGCGGCUCGCCGCGCGCGAGGGCCACGCCGACGUCGUCAGGGAACUCCUGCACGAAGGCGCCAACUUCCGCGCCGAGAGCGAGCUGGGCACGGCGCUGCACGCCGCCGUCGCGGGGGGGUCGCUGGACUGCGUCGUCGCCAUCUGCGAUAGCUCCCCGCGGCCGCACAAGGACCUGGACGUCUUUGGCGACGCGUUCGGCACGCCGCUGCACACGGCGGCGCAUUACGGGCACAAGGAGAUUGUCGAGGCGCUGCUGGAGCGCCGGUUCGACGCAAGGAAGAAGAGCUGGCAGAUCGGCAGCACCGUGACGGCCGCGGCGGCGGGGUGCUACGAGGGGAGGGACACGGAGCCGUACAUGGAGAUUAUUAAGAUGUUGUUGGAGCGUGGUGCGGACGUCAACAGCGCGGGCCACACGCAGUACGCGGCGCUGCACCACGCCGCGCACUUCGGGCACGCGGACGUGACCACGCUGCUGCUCGAGGAGAAGAGCAGGUGGCGGCGGGCGAACGUCAAGAAGAAGAGCCCGAUGGGCACGCCGUUCGACAUCGCGAUCGAGAAGGGGCACAUGGAGGUGGUCAAGGUGCUGCACACGAAGCCGCGGAUACGUGAUGGCAAGGGGGGGCUCGUCAUCCGCCGCGCCAUCCGCGUGCUGAAGAUUACGUGGGUGCCGAUUUUUCACGGCGCGCUGGCGGGCCGCGAUAUGACGCUGAUCGAGUUCCUGAUCGGGUUGUAUGAGAAAGCUGUCGAACGCGCUAUCCGCAACGGCCAGCAGAACACCGUCGAGCAGCACGCGCCGCUCGGCACCACCAUCUUCGAGAUCAUGGUCGAGCUCGCGACGCGGGAGAAGACGAAGGAUGAGAAGACGCGGGAGGAGAAGGAGAAGAAGAAGAAGGACAAGAAGCAGCCCCUGAGACGUCGCCCCAGCACAGCGCUGUUCAAGCGAACGUCGUCGUCGUCGUCGUCGAAUCAAGAGCCAACGCCAACGCCAACGCCACCAACCAAGCAGAAGAAGGCCCCUCGCCCCAAGCCCGCGUGGCGCGAGAAGCUCGACGUCAAAUUCGAGAUGGCCCUGUGCUACUUCCACCUCAAGGCGGCCAUGAGCGAGCGCGGCGUCGCCGCCACCUCGCGCAUCGCCGCCACGGGGCAAACCGUCGACAGCAGCAGCUCGCCCAUGACGUUCGAGAACGUGCUGGACCGCCUCACCAAGGCCGCCGUGCUGCUGCUCGGCGCGGCCUUCGACUGCAAGAACUUCAAGGCCGUGCGGCCGCUCGCCAACGCCUGGACCGACGCGCUGCUGUGCAUCGAGUCCGGCGCCAUGCUCAUGCGGCUCGUCGACCGCCGCGGCAAGGAACUGCGCGACAUCCUGACCGCCGACGGCAAGACGCCCGAGGACAAGUUCCGCGAGGCGGGCAACCUCGCCAGCGUCGGCAUCGAGCUGCUCGCCACGGCCAUCGAGCGCGGGCCCCCGGCCGAGAUGCUGGCGGACGGCUUCGCGCUGCUGCUGGCGGAUGCGCUGGACCACGCUGCCACGGACGACAAGGGGAAGGUGGUCAGGAGUCAGGAUAUAUUUCAUGUGUUGAAUGCCUUCCUCACCAUGUUCCGCGAUGCGCUCGACCCGCCGAACCGCGCGAGGGUCGAGUUGUUGACGAAGGCGGGGGCGGAGAUGGUCGUCGAGUCGGUGAAGACGGGGAAUGAGGGGUUGAUUGUGAAUAUGGACCGCAUGAUGCAGGCCGUGCGGCAGGACGCGAAGGAGGAGAACAUGAUGGAUGUGGUUGAGGGCGUGCUGGAGAAGAAGAGGAAGGAUAUCGUGACCAUACCUGCGGCGGAGUUGGAGAAGCGUGGGAUCAAAGGAGCGGAGCGAGAAGACAAGGAUAACGUGCAUCAGCAUCAGGCGAAGGAUGAAACGAAAGACCAGCAGCAGGAGAAGCCGCAGGACAAGGCAGAAGGUCAGGAACAAGAGCAAACACAACCCGAGGCGGGGAGUCAGGGGCAAGACCAGUCGAAGCCCCAGCCGACGGCCCAGGAGCAAAACCAGCAGAACACCGAACAGAAAGAUCAGGAAGUGCAAGACCAGCAAAAGAACCAGCCGAAAGAUCAGCAGCAAGGCCAAAAACCUGAAGAGAAGAUGAAAGAGAAAAAAGAGACGAAGGGUGAGAAGAUCAAGCGCAUUAUACUUCAGAUCCUAGCUUAA